Molecule: messenger RNA, 887 nt
Organism: Sinocyclocheilus anshuiensis
Lineage: Eukaryota; Metazoa; Chordata; Actinopteri; Cypriniformes; Cyprinidae
Product: unconventional myosin-XVB-like
Exons: 8
Cellular component (GO): cytoskeleton
Source: RefSeq, a predicted model, not a curated record
ACUCAUUUCAUCAGUUAAAGAGCACUUUUCAUGGGGACGGCUACGUUUGUUUUAAUAUCAUCCUAGGAACAUACUGAUAGAACAAGAGUGAAGCAAGCAGCAAAACCUACAUCUGCCUCUUCAGAGAUGGAUGUGGGAAUAUUGGAGAUCCCGGCAGACCUGUCGGCCAGAUUACGCAGUGCAGCAGGACGUCCUCAAGGGUCAGGAGCAACAGAAGUAGCUCUGCCACAGGUCAAAGCAGACCACAACCUCUCAUUGCCCCAAGACAUUGACAGACACCCUUUCUCCCAAUAUGCCAAAACAGUCCUGAAGGAUGGAUGGUGCCACCCGCAGGGUUUUCCGCUUCAGAAGCCUCUGACGUCUCUGGAUCCUGAUGAUGCCCGCACAGCUCUAGAAAUCUACAAACUGAUCCUGCGUUUCACAGGUGACUCUGAUCUGACAGGAUGGCAGGAACAGAUCUUAGGGAACUAUAUUGUGGAGAAGAGCCAAUUACGGCCCAGCAUCAGAGAUGAGAUUCUAGCACAACUGGUGUACCGCACUUGGGAUGGGGAUAAUGAAGAGAGUGCCCUGCGGGGCUGGUUGCUCCUGGCCUGCUGUCUGAGUGCCUUCACACCCUCUCCUGCCUUGGAGAAACCCCUGCUCAAGUAUGUGUCCGACCGAGGUCCAGGGGAGUAUCGCUCUCUGUGCCAGCACAAGCUCCUCACAUCCCUCCAGCUCCCCUCCCCUGCCUGCAGACGACACCCUCCGAAUCAACUCGAGUGGACAGCAAAUCAGAGAAAAGGAAAGAUGGUGGUGGAAGUUAAAACUUUCAAUGAGGAAAGGUUAACUUUGGAGGUGGAGUCUUGGACCACAGGAGAACAGUUGACCUCUUGGCUUCUUAGCUACAG